Molecule: messenger RNA, 522 nt
Organism: Octopus sinensis (East Asian common octopus)
Lineage: Eukaryota; Metazoa; Mollusca; Cephalopoda; Octopoda; Octopodidae
Exons: 1
Coding region: 1-522 (173 amino acids)
Source: RefSeq, a predicted model, not a curated record
AUGCACUCUCAGCCUUCAAUUGAUUCAAAAAGUGCUGAAAAGAAACCUGAAGUUAUUACAUGUUACAACAAAAUAAAAGGAGGAGUAGAUACUCUAGAUAAGAUGGUAAGGACAUACAUUUGUAAAAGAGUGACUCGAAGAUGGCCUAUGGGUAUAUUCUACAAUAUGAUUGAUAUAAGUGCAGUGAAUACUUUCAUUGUUGCUAAACAUCUUCACUUGCAAAGCUUCAAGGAUAAAAGAAUACAGUGCUUAAUUCAGUUAGGAAAGGGACUUGCUGGAAUUAAUGCUAAACAAGAACAUGACAAACAAUCUUCUAGUUCUGCUAACAUCUCUCAACCAAACAAGAAAAGAAAACGAUCUUCAAUCUCAUUUGAGAUUCCUCAACCAAAGCAAAAAGGAAGAUGCUCUUUGUGUGGCCCAAAAAUAAACAGGAAAUCUCGUACUACAUGUAAGUAUUGUAAUAUCCAUGUUUGCCAAGAACAUUCCAAUGUUGUCUGCAUUCACUGCCAUGAAGAGUUGUAA